UUGAACAAUUCCUUCUCCAAACAAAACCUAGUUUAGACUCCAAUAAUAAUCUUUUGGCCCAGUUCUGGGAAGCACUAUUUCGAUGCAAAUUUCCAACAAAUGAUUCUAAAACAAAUGCUUCUGUUGUAGAAGAACGAGUGUGUACUGGAUCAGAGGACAUUAAGAGUACAAAGACAGAAUAUACUGAUGUAUCACAGAUUAGAGGUUCCUUUAAUGUCUAUGAAGCUGUGUAUGCCAUUGCACAUGCCUUACAUAAAUUAGCUUCUUGUGAAAAUGGAAAAGGGCCCUUCAGGAACAAUACCUGUGCAUAUAUGUCAAAUGUACAACCAUGGCAGGUUUUCCAUUAUCUUAAAAACAUGAGUUUUACAACUCGCUCAGGAGACAGAAUGGCAUUUGAUGAAAAUGGUGACACACUUCCAGUCCUUGAUAUAAUAAACUGGCAGAAAGACAAAGAUGGCACCAUGAUAAUCAAAACUGUGGGUUUUUUUAAUGAUUCAGCUGUAGCUGGGCAGAAGCUUACGAUUAAUGAAAGCAGUAUAUUCUGGAAUUUUGAUUCAGGAAAGACCCCUAAAUCAAUCUGCACUGAAAGCUGUCUUCCUGGUACAAGAAUAGCAACAAGAAAAGGAGAGCCAGUCUGCUGUUUUGACUGUGUGCCAUGUGCAGAUGGGGAAAUUAGCAGUGGAAUAGGUGCCACUGAAUGUCUGAAGUGUCCACAGGAUUUCUGGUCAAAUGAUAAAAGAAGCCAAUGUGUGUUAAAGGAAGUUGAUUUUCUGUCAUUUGGUGAUGCUAUGGGAAUCACUUUAACUACAACUGCUUCCAUUGGAGUCUUUCUAUCACUUGGUGUGCUGGCCAUAUUUAUCAAUUACAGAAACACCCCAGUUGUGAAAGCUAACAACUCAGAACUCAGCUUUCUCUUGCUUGGCUCGCUAACACUGUGCUUCCUUUGCUCUUUGUGUUUCAUUGGGCAACCAUCAGACUUAACUUGCAGGGUGAGGCAUGUUGCAUUUGGAAUUAGUUUUGUUCUCUGUAUAUCUUGCAUUCUAGUGAAAACAAUUGUUGUAAUAAUAGCUUUUAAAGCUACAUUACCGGGUAAUAACAUAAUGAAGUGGUUUGGGGUUACUCAGCAGCGAGGCACCAUUCUGUUUUUCACCAUUAUUCAAAUUAUCAUAUGUAUAAUAUGGCUGAACACUGCACCACCAUUUUCAUCCAGAAACACUAAAAAUCAAAAUGUGAAAAUUAUAUUUGAAUGCGAUGUCGGGUCAGUAACUGGAUUUAGCUGCCUUCUGGGAUAUAUUGGUCUUCUGUCAUGUGUCUGCUUCAUUUUAGCUUUCCUGGCAAGAAACCUACCUGACACAUUCAAUGAAGCCAAGUUCAUCACUUUCAGCAUGCUGAUCUUCUGUGCUGUGUGGAUCACAUUCAUACCUGCUUAUGUGAGCUCUCCAGGAAAAUACACAGUGGCUGUAGAGGUGUUUGCUAUAUUGGCAUCCAGCUUUGGACUUCUUGCUGCAAUAUUUGCUCCAAAAUGUUAUAUAAUUUUGCUCAGACCUGACUUAAACACAAAGAAAGCCUUAUUGGGAAGAGAGCAGAAAAACAAAUAAUUUGCAUCACCU
This is a messenger RNA of Erpetoichthys calabaricus (reedfish), 1610 nucleotides long. Its product is annotated as extracellular calcium-sensing receptor-like. The transcript is spliced from 4 exons. Gene Ontology annotation, cellular component: membrane. Gene Ontology annotation, biological process: G protein-coupled receptor signaling pathway. Gene Ontology annotation, molecular function: G protein-coupled receptor activity. Bases 312 to 1598 code for a protein of 428 amino acids. Lineage: Eukaryota; Metazoa; Chordata; Cladistia; Polypteriformes; Polypteridae. The record is from RefSeq and is a predicted model, not a curated record.